Molecule: messenger RNA, 1482 nt
Organism: Echinococcus granulosus
Lineage: Eukaryota; Metazoa; Platyhelminthes; Cestoda; Cyclophyllidea; Taeniidae
Product: T-box transcription factor TBX6
Exons: 4
Coding region: 1-1482 (493 amino acids)
Biological process (GO): cell fate specification; regulation of transcription by RNA polymerase II; positive regulation of DNA-templated transcription
Cellular component (GO): nucleus
Molecular function (GO): RNA polymerase II cis-regulatory region sequence-specific DNA binding; DNA-binding transcription factor activity, RNA polymerase II-specific
Source: RefSeq, a predicted model, not a curated record
AUGGAUGGACAUUACACCUGGUCGGGAGGAUAUGUCAACGAAGGCGAGGAAAUCCUAGAUCACCAUAUUGUCCCCGAAAUGGCGGUGUCAGCAGCCUUGCCCCCUUUACUGUCCGAUUCACGUGCACUUUUACCAGAGGAGCUGCAAAAUUCUCAAAUUCUCCAAAUGCCUGUGCAACAUGCAGGCACAUCUUAUAUUUCAUCUUCAUAUUGCACAGUUUCCCACCUAGGGACAAUUCAACCCACUUACAAUACAGGCGCCUCAACUCAAUACCCUUACUCUCAACGUUAUACUCACCCGUUACCAAGACAAUGUCAAAUUAACCAUGCUGUCAAUACGUAUUUCCAGCCAGAUCCGACCACAAUGGAAUGCCACCGAAAUCAGAAUGACUACCAAUACUGCAAUGCUGCGCUCCACAUGCAGCAACACCAACCAUCCCAGCAGCAGCAAGCUUACUACGACAGUGCUCUACACUAUCAGGAAGGCAGUAGUUGGCAAACACCUGGUGUGGUGACGCGAAAUCCAUACCAAACCACUAAUCUUCCCACCACUACUUCAAACUUGUUCGGUGCAAUUGAAGAAAGCCAAGGAGGCAAUCAUGGAGAACUGUUGCAUGGAGUAGGAAUAAAUGAUGCACCAGUCAGAUUAGGAGCACUGCUAAGUCAUUCCAACCUCUCGUCAGCUGUGAACCGGACUUUCUACUCAAAAAUGCUGGCCAUCGCCCGGAGCGUACCCAACGUGUGGCCUGCACAACUCGGCGGUAGAACAGAGGAGUUCUCAUCUAUUUGUGUAGCAGGAGCGGAUUUUCAGCCCUCAAAUCCAGCGAGGCGUUCAGCAAUCACUCUACGAUUGCGAGACAAGGAAAAGUGGCGGGCAACGGGGUCCAACAAAAUGGAGAUGGUUAUCGCCAAUGGUGGCAGGCGAAUAUUCCCCACACUCACCGUUAGCGUCGAGGGUCUACAGUCCAAUGGUAGGUACACGUUUUUUUUGGAUCUGAUGCCAAAAGGGCAGAAUAUCUACAGAUUUCAGUCCAGCCAUUGGACGCCCCUUCGGACUCUUAAGCCCUAUCCUCCACCAAACCAAGCAUCUCUCAUUCAUGUGUCGCGCGAUGCAUACGAAAUGGGAUGGAAAUUGAUGGCGACUGGCGUGGAUUUCAGACUUGCCAUGAUCACUAAUAAGGCAACCACGGCUGUAGGCAAGAACCAGAUAUUUGCUCACAGCAUGCAGAUCUACCUUCCACGCUACCACAUAGUACGUCAUCUGACAUUAGAGGAGGUAGCGGUACGUCAACAAAGUGAAGGGGCAUGUCGAAGCGAAUUGCCAGCAGACCUUGAAUAUGUAGGCACCUACGUCAUUCCAGAGACAGAGUUCGUCGCCGUCACUGCCUAUCGUAAUAGAUGCAUCACUGAGGCGAAGAUCAACACAAAUCCCUAUGCAAAAGCCUUCAGAAAUCGUCAACGCUCUUCAAAUCGCCCAAAUUAG